Molecule: messenger RNA, 6670 nt
Organism: Bombus pascuorum
Lineage: Eukaryota; Metazoa; Arthropoda; Insecta; Hymenoptera; Apidae
Exons: 5
Coding region: 1874-4441 (855 amino acids)
Source: RefSeq, a predicted model, not a curated record
CUCCCGAGAACAGUCGCUUCCACGGCCUCGGAGCGGGCGAGUUGUUGGUCCCCUUGGAAAAAAGCAAAACACGCUCUCUCGUUGCGGCGGCGAGUGUAAUGGCCACCGUGGGCCUAGGAUAGCAAGAGAGGUGAGGCGGUUCGCGAAUUCUUUUAUUGAAACGCUGGCUAAUCAAUGAACGACUUAUCAGCCCGGUCAACAGUCAGUGCAUAUAAUAAUACGUGUGUGCCGAACUGCCGCUCUUUCGUCUCGAUCGGUGGCUUCUGUCCGGUGAAGAGUGCGUGUACAUCAAGUAGUGCAUCAGUGUACUUAAUGUGUGCCAGCCAUUGUCGAGCGUGCAUCAUAGUGCCGGUCACCUAAUAAUCGUUGACCACUACUGGAUAAUAUUGCUUGUUCGUCUUGUCUGUUGGAUUCUACCCUUCUGGCACGCGACGUAGCAUCGGUCCGAGCCGCGGAAUAAUUCGGUACAACGACUUCCCUCGCUUCCUUCUACGAAAACGGCCUCCUAUUAUUAGGUUUGCUGUUGAAUAGCAGACGACCUCAAUAAGCAAGACCGCCAACCCUAUAAAAAACAAGUCGUAACCGUGCAGAGAUACCAAUUGAGAGAGGCGAAAAGUGGCCAGCAGCAAGUGCACAAAAACAGUUAGAGCGACAAAGAGGGACAGGUGGAAACGGUGGCGCACGCAUUUCGAGGAAAUGAAUGGACGCGGUAACUACGAGACCAUCCCAUCCAGAAGGAACUCCGACUGAUUCUAGACAUUAAAUGUACCCUCAGGAAUUCAGGUUUCGCCCGAGGCUCUCGCGAAUCUGGGAUGGCUUCGAGCAAUGAUGAUAUCGGAUUAAGCCCGGCUAACAAGUUCGCCGACGUUCUAUCGUCCGUAAAAGUAGAUAGGUUUUAAAUCGAGUCUUGCUCCGGGAACAAGGCUACGUUGUAACGCCGUUACCACGGCGAAAUAAUCCGAGGCUUAUUGAAUCCCGAUGAUAUAAUGGAAGUACACGAGCCGAAGCGGUAAUAGUUGGUCGUGUGUAGAGCCUCUUUUCUACCAUAUAACGAAAUAGAGAAAAUCCGUAAAGAAGGUCAGCUUUAGUAUAUGUUGUAUAUGCUAUGUGUGUGUUUCUAUACCGUUGAAAGAAAGCAGCAACAACAGCAACAAUAACAGCAACGGACAGAGAAUAUAGUCAGCUGUAGCCCUGUCUUAAUUUCUAACGUUCAUUCAGCUGGAUCCUUUUAUCGACGAAUCGCGUGGAAACUUGGUUUCACAGAAUGCUCUUCUAAAAUGUAGAUAUAUAUAUAUAUAUAUACAUAUACAAGUAUAGCUAACGAAGAGAGAGCGAGAGAGAAUUCGAAGCGUUUUAGGAGGGAUCCAACUGUUCGGAGGACGAAGUAAAUUGACCACGAAACCGCUCCCAAAGAUCAGGCCAGUGAUAUAGUUACUAUCUGAAGGGUGGAAAUGCAACAGAUGCCGUUGAUAACCAACGCCGCAACAGGGGAAUCCGCCAAGAACGCAUAGACUACUAGCCCGCCAUCGCCGCCGCCGUCGUUGUACAUUUAGGAAUGUAAUGUUUGACUCGGAUUGCACACCUCGUCAAGCAAGACUGGUUCCGAGAUUGGCCGCGCAGCUGUAAUAUCGACGGAGGAGAUUUUUAAAGAACGCACUGAGCCAGAGGGCAAAGAAAAUAUAGGGAUUCGUUAGAAGAAGAUACAUAGACGUCUUCACAAGUGUCCUUAUAACGUUGAGUGCACUCGUCGUCGCGUGCGUGCGUGCCAGCAAGCUCUCUCGUUUCCUACUCAUGGUUAUGGAAUGAACCGAUGCCCGGCUGAAUUCUCCAACUGUCAGUGCUUUAGGUUCUACUACUAUCAUCGAGCAUCAUCAUGACCCCGAUGAUGCGUCUGCUCCUGUCGACAUUGCUGCUGGUACUGUCCUCCUGCUCGAUCCUUCUUUGUUCAGCGAGCGGCGAUGGUGGACCUAAUAGCCCUAUUUUUAACCUGGACAACACCGCGUUAGAGAAAAACCUCGCGGCCAUAUUUAACAAGGUAGCGCACAGCUCGGCGACCACGAAACGCAGCGUGCCCGCCUAUGAUGCUCAAGUUUCGGCCAGUACAACGUUGUCGACGGUACCGUCGCCUUUGACGACCACUACCACGACCACAACGACGAGCUCGUCGAUACCAUCCGUCAGGUAUCCUCCUGUUCCUCGAGCGACCAUGUCGCCGGCCUUCCGCGAACUGCCUUCGUACGCUCCCCCGUCUCGCGCCCUCUUCACCCCUCCUCUGCCUCCCGAGUACCUUCAUCCGUUUGCAAAUAAGCCAACGCUGAGAGGAACCAACUCGGAUGUUCAUUCGGGUCUCAAGAGACCGGUACCACCGCCGAGCGGCACGCCAGCUCAUGAGAGGAUACCCAUUAGGCCUCCCGAUCUUCAGGGCCCCUCUCAAGUGCCAGAGAGACACUCUCAUUCUAGAAACAAACCGUUGAAUACGCCCAGUAAGGAGCAGAACGUGGUGGAGUCCAGCGAGCUGGACAGAAGGAACAAUACUAACGAGUUUGUACCUACUCUGCAUUAUCCAAGCAUCUCGAGAAUAUUAUCUGGCAGCAACGGUCGUAAACAAGAUAUCCCAGAGAUACUUUUGAAGCCUCUGGCCACGAAGAGCCCGGCGCAAAAUGCGCCGGUAAUUCCAACCACCGAAAAGAUGACAACGCCAUCUACAACAACGGCCAGGACGUCUAGCACGUUAGAUUCUUCCAAAUCUGUUACACAGCCAACGAUUUUCAAUUUGCCUAAUACCAGGAGGCAUGACGAUGAUAGUUAUCACGGGCUGAGGAAUGAAAACGGCUUCAAGACAGAGAACAUCGAGAUAGUGGACACGGAAAGACUUCCAUAUCCACAACCACAACCUCCUGCUCCACCCCCUAAGAGGCCCAACGAGGCUGGUGACCGCAUUGUACCUCAAAUUGACACGCAUCCCCUUGAGUCCACCUGGCGGAUCGCUUGGUUCCUCCAUGUGUACGUCGCUGCGAUCUUGUUCACGCUAAUGGCUCUAUACUCGAUCUACAAGAUCGUUCGUUUCAACGAAGCAACGAAUCUACUCACCCAGUCGUACUUCCUCACGGUUCAUCUGCUUCUCACGACCGUCUGUACUUUAAGGUGCUUUCACCUGUUUUACGACGCUUACAAUUUAGGCCAUUCACUGCCCGAGCCUCUGUCCCGAGUGCUCAUGUACCUACCAGCACCAUUAUUAUCCACCGCGUUCGCCACCUUGGUGCUAUACUUAGCUCGUUGCUCAGAGGCCCCAUCUUUAAACAACAGGUUUCUGUCGCCAGCCGCAUUGGUAUUGUCCUCUACGGUACACAUAGUUCUCUGUGUCUCCCUGCACGUGUCCACGCACGUGCUUGGCUAUCCGGAUGAGGCGAAGAUAUUGCCGUUGAUCUGCCAGUGCAUUUAUAUCAUCGUCUGCGUGAUCCUUGGCCUAGGCUACAUGUACGUCUACCGGGUGGUACGCUCACAGAUCCUGUUAACAAAUAACAAAACGGCAGGGACGAAUCACAUAGUCGGUGCUGAUCCUACCACGAUGGCCUUGAGCACUGCCAUCACUACCAGUAUCGCUACCGCCCUAUUCUUCAUCCUGAUGGGAUUCGUCCAGUUGUAUGGCAUAUUUGGGAAUGUCCAGGAAAGACCACAAUCGCAUCCAUGGCUAUGGUGGGGCUGGCAGUUCUCCGUUAGGCUACUCGAACUAGCAGUAUGCGGUUUACUCGCCUGGGUAGCUAGUCUAUCCCAGUACCCGUUGCGGGAGAAACAGCUGCAACAACACCCGGUCCAUUCUGGCUUCGCUCUGUUUCCAUGCGGUAGCUCGACCUCCACCGAGAAUAUGGACGACGUGCUUUACCCAGCUAUCUGUAGCACCAACCAGGCGAUCCAGAAUUACACGAUGAGAACCGGGAAACAGGUUUACGACGAUAGCUUCCCGCUGAACACGCUGCCCGAGCAUUUGAACAUAUCAGGUACUUUUGAGAGGCAUUCCAUUCGCAAGUCAGGUACCAUGGGCCAUUUCCCUCACGAAGGUCGCGGCUCGUUAAACCGGCAUGGUAAUGGGAUACAAACUCUAAGGAACUCCGAAAGUCGCGGCAGACACACGCCUGUGCAGCAGGGAGGCGGUGGCGGUAUCCACGAGCAAACACCGACCACAGGCUCUACGAUGCUCGUUGACGAGGAUGGGUUCGUCAGGUUUCGUAGUCUAGGAGCAGAGGACGACGAACUGUCGGAUACACCGAGCGUUGUUGGCACCCAUGGUAGAGGAAGUUCGCUGGCCGGAAGUGUGAGAUUCAACGCGAGACACCCAACGCUGCAGCAUCAGCAUCCUCAUCAGCACCAGCAUCAACACUCGCUGCAGCAUCCGCAUCAGAGUCAGCAUCAGGCUCACCAUCAGUUGUACAUCAACACGUAAAAGUCUAUUGUUCCAGACGUUCCAGAUUGUAACUUCUCGUUCCCGUCGACUGGAUUAUGGUCAGAGGAGAUCGUCAACGAAGAUUGUAUAAGGAAUAAGAAUAUGUUCCGUGGCUCCCUCUCUGGCGACUAAUGGUCUAAACAACUUCGAAGAAACUAAUUUUACCUUUAACUCUAUGUAAGAUACGUCCUUGUGUAUAAACAAAACCUUAAAGCGAAAAAUGGAAAAAAAAUAUGAAAACUCGCCAUUCGCAUUCUCCCGCUUCGCGUCUGCGUCCGAGCCGACGAAUCUUCGCUGUUCAUGGUAUCCGUAAUAUUUAUUUCGGGGUUCUCGAUCGAGAGGCGGAGAAGAAAAAAUAUAACGAAGAUUAACAAAAAUAUAAAAGGAAAAAUGUAUACGUGAAACUCUCGGUAAUUGGAGUUUCUUUCCUCUACCUGUUAAUAUGGGUAGUGUUCAGGGUAUCUCGAACGUUGACCUUACAUUAGGCACUUGGUACUUAUUAAGGUUCAUGUGAUUCAAAUGAACGAUCGUAUAUCGUAAUCGAAAAGAAUGGAAACUUAUAGGAGGCAAGCUUUCUUUCGUUUUACCUUCUUCUAGUAGCGAGAAAAACUCGGCUGUGGAAACGUAUCGGUGUAACACGUGAUUCGGUGAAGAAAGCUAUCGUGGCGAAGCCCCGUGGGUAAACCACAGACACGCCAUCUAGUAAUUUAUUUUUCUCACUAUAUAACUUUUUUACCUCUCGUCAUUUGCAAAACUCACAGAAUAAUUUGUUUUAACGACACGAGUUAUUUCCAGAAAGAAGUCGAAUUUUUUCCGGCCCGUUAAAUUUUCACCAGCGAAAAUGAACCGUGCGUUUGUACAAAUUUCAAGUGCUUGACACACCAUUUUUAUCACCUGUUCGACCGAUACGCGUGUAUUCUUCCUCGAGAUCCCGCCUGCACGUAAUUCACGGCUUCUGCGAUAUCGAGAGGAAGUAUAUUUUAUAAUGAAGAGUGAAAGCGAAAAAGAUAUGUUAAACAAUAAAAAAGUGAAAACUUAUUCACGUGGUCCAAAUAAAAUGAACGAAAAAAACGAAAUGAGACUCGGAAGGUUUGUAGUAGUUCUGCGAAAAAGAAGUAAUUCCGAGGAAGUAGAAAAAUGUACAUUCUUUUUUGUUUUCGUUGUCAAGUUGAAAGAAAGCAAAGUAAAAAGUAAAAAAAAAAAAAGAAAAUAAAGUUGAGAACAAAAAAAAGAAGAUAUGAUGAUGAAGUUAAAAAGAAGUAAAGAAAAAAAAAAGACUAACGGCGUUGUACAGUCGAUAAUAAUUUAUCACUCAGUCCAAUUGUAAGAUUGAUUUAGCAGUUAAGGGUUGGAUUAAGAAUUCCCUGUUACAUAUUAAGUUACGUCGAUGUAGCCGGUAGAUGCUACUGCGCUCGUAGAGACGGAUAUCAGCGAUUUCUGUUAAACGAAUUCAAUGUCGAGCGACAAGCACGAUGUAACGAUGUUUCCUCUCCGCGUCGGAGACACCACACACGAAGGAUUGAACUUCGCGCACAGGCCAGCAUAUUUCUUCCGUUUCUUCCACCUUUUCCUUCCUCAUUUCUUAAUUUUUCCUUUUCUUCUUUCUAGUAAUUUCUUAAUUUACUUUUUGACUCAUUUGUUUUAUUUUCUUUCUUUUCCUUAUUUUUUUCUCUUUUUUUAAGUCAUCUCCUUUAUACAUUCUAUGUAUGUAUGUACGAGUUUCUUUCGCAUUGAACCUACGGUACAAAACAGUACUUUCUACAUUCUUCACUUCGUAAUAUUGGUAAUAGGUUAAAUAAGCGGUCAGCGCAGUGUAUAUGUUUAUAUGGACAUUGUAAAUAAGGUAUACGGGCUCGUCGUGAGUAGAUAUAAAUUCGUUGCGAUAGAAUCUGUGCAGAUUCUAUCCGACACGCACCGAGAUUCACAUGUAAACAGACAUUAACACAAGCGCCAGCCCUCGGGUACUCAUGUACACACGAUCAUACACGUCUACAUGUUCACUACACACACACGUACCUAAUCUCCACCCCCUCAUAAUUCUCAGUUGUAAAUGCAAGACUCGUUUUUAAUUUAUGUCGAAAGCUGUAUUUAUUAUGUGAAACAUUCCACAGCAAGAUGUUGAUCAGUGUGAAUGCGAUUUUGUGGAAUUUUAUUGCAAUUUUAGAUUAAAGGAAAAAACAUAGCGCUAAAGAAAGAGGAACAAAUGUAAAUAAAAGCUUUUUUGCGAAA